Molecule: messenger RNA, 3052 nt
Organism: Diatraea saccharalis (sugarcane borer)
Lineage: Eukaryota; Metazoa; Arthropoda; Insecta; Lepidoptera; Crambidae
Source: the annotation of a GenBank genome assembly
CUCUUUGGUCCAAUCACAAAUGUCAAAUUGAAUUUUUUUAGACGAAGUGUUUUGGAGGAGAUUUCUCGAAUUUAAAGAAGGUUUUUACAUCCGACGCUAUAAUUCUCUUCUCUUUACAAAUUUGGUUGUUUAUAAUGGGCAAAAAAGGAGUUGUCAAUUUUAUUAAGGAUUUUUAUUACGAUCCAUUCAAAUGGUCAGUUGUGAAGAGUGUUGGAUUUUUCACAGUCGGUGUUGUUAUCGCGAGUGAGUGCUCGGGUCUAGAAUUAAUGCCAGCUGUUCCACAAUAAUUAUUGUACAACUUUAUAUAUAAGCUAAACAAUGUUACACUAUUUAAUUUUACUACUCUUUGUGGCUCCUGUGUUCAGUGAUGCCGAUAAGAAACCAAAUUUUGUUAUAGUCCUUACUGAUGAUCAGGAUGUAGUCAUGGAUGGCAUGACACCGAUGAAGAAUGUGGAACGUUUUAUUGGCUCUGAAGGAAUCACUUUUACAAAUUCGUAUGUGACAUCGCCAAUAUGCUGCCCAAGUCGUGCUAGUCUCCUAACAGGGUUGUAUGUUCAUAACCAUAUGACAAAGAAUAACAGCUUAAGUGGUGGUUGCUAUGGAUCUGAUUGGCGUCUGAAGGAACAUCGAGUAUUCGCUAAUGCUUUACAAAAUGCUGGAUAUGAUACCUUUUAUGCUGGCAAGUAUUUAAAUCAGUAUGGCGUGAAAGGCGCUGGUGGUCCAGAUAUAGUGCCGCCAGGUUGGUCAGAGUGGCACGGCUUAGUUGGCAAUUCGGUUUACUAUAACUAUGUGAUGUCAAAUAACGGUGUCCCAACACACCUCACUGAUCGUUAUCUUACUGAUGUCAUUCGCGAUCUCAGCAUCAGUUACAUCGAGAAUCAGACAGAGUCGCAGCCGUUUCUUAUGGUACUAGCUCCUCCUGCACCGCACCAGCCCUUCACCCCUGCGCCUAGACACAAAGGCUUUUAUAAAAACACCACAACCGUCAAACAUCCCAACUUCAAUAUAGCUGACAAUGAUAAACAUUGGCUCAUAAAAAUGCCACCCGCUCCGCUCCCAGAAAGUUUACUUCCUGAAUUAGACCACGUGUUCAGGUCCAGAUGGGAAUCGUUGUUAGCCGUUGAUGAAAUGGUGGCAGAUGUUGUGGGCGCGCUAGAAGACAUCGGACAACUAGAUAAUACUUACUUGAUAUACACCUCUGAUAAUGGAUACCACAUUGGACAAUUUGCACAAGUUUAUGAUAAAAGGCAACCUUAUGAGUCCGAUAUAAAGGUGCCUCUAAUCAUCCGGGGCCCGGGUCUCGGGAAAAAUAUCAGUGAUCCACAACCGGUUCUUAAUAUCGACUUGGCUCCUACCAUUCUAAAACUAGCCGGUGUAGACGCGAUUGAAAUGGACGGCAAAGCUAUAGAUUUGGAUGUGAAACAAGUAAUCGAAGAGAGAUAUAUGUUAGUAGAAUACUAUGGUGAAGGAAGAGAUGGCAGUGUUGAUCCAAAAUGCCCAUGGAAAUAUGACAGUGAUAACCUCGCUCAAUGCUACCCAGCAUAUGAAUGCAAGUGUCAGGAUGCCAGGAACAACACAUUCGCUUGUUUAAGGCACAUAGCGCAACGGCUCAGUAUGAAAUAUUGCGUUUUUGAUGACCACAAGAACUUCGCCGAACUCUAUGAUUUAUCUGAAGAUCCUUAUGAGUUGAACAAUAUAAUCGAAGAAGAAUUCCAAGCUAUCAUUGUAUGGUACAAUAAUUACUUGAGCAAACUGCUGAAAUGUAAGGGCACCGCUAACUGCGACAACCCUAUGAGUUGAGCGUUGUAGUAAAGCACAAGCCAUUGAUUUUUUUUUAUUCCGUUCUUAGUGCCAGUUUCUUAGGUUCAGAUUAAAUUCCAAUUAAUAAUACCAGAUUAUCAUUAUGAUAAUUUUAUAGUUCUGUUCGAUUUUUAUUACAACAGUUUUAACUAUAAUUUCUAUCUAGGGCAGGCAAAAACAAUGUACAAUGAUACAAAUGGUCAGUAGCACAAACAUCCAUUAAGAUUUAAUGAAUACUUAAGCUUUAAUGAAUGUUCUAAAUUUAAUCAUUUGUGUCGAUAAUGUCGCUUUAAUCCAGAGGUUCCCAAACAUUCUUUUCUCGUAGACCAAUUUAAAAAAAAUUACUGUUUUCGGACCCCCUGCCGCUACAUUUUUACCAUAUUCCCAAAAUGACAAUUUUAGCGUAUGUUUGUGCAACUAGGCGAAAGUAUCGCAUAGUCUGUGUCUAGUGUCGUAGUACAUCAGAAACCAAUACCAUCUUAUUAUAAAACGAGGACUAAUAUAAACAAUUUAGUGCCGGGUUUAAACCAUUACCCGACCAAAAUAAGUGAACACGUCUCAAUGCGACGUUGUCUCGCCUGUCAUUGUCAAUGUGCAUUAGGCAGCCAAUGUUUUAAACCAAAUACAACUUUGGUCCUGGAAGAAGAGGUUAUUUUUACUUCACCAUAGAAAUUAACAUGUAGAAAUUAAUUUCACUAAUUUUAUCACUUGACAUUGGCAGAUUUGUGCGAAACGCGCGUAUAAGCCAUUAAUUUUGGUAUUCAUUUUAGACGACACAACAAAAUACGCGGAUUCGACAGAGAUUUGUAUUGUUUUCUUUUGACGCUCGCAAAACAUCUGUGUGAGUUUUUUCACCUGCCCUAAAAACUACAGAAGAUAUCGCUUAUAUGGAACCUACGAAACUGGCCUAGUUCUGUAGUAACUACUGUACUGUCAUAAAAAAAUAAAUAUAGAAAUAAACAAUAUAGAAAUAAAAACCUGUUUUUUUCUCUCAUCAGUUUUUGAUCCUUGGUAGCAUCUGCAGUCGUUAGUACCCACCAAUCCUCAUACGUUAUCACCCGCUCCAUUUUUAUUUAAACAGAUUUCGAUUUCAAAAUAUUUACAUUACAAACAUUCAUAACAAUGCGUCUAUAGAUGAAAUAUAAUAAAACAGUUUAUGAGAAUACCAAUAACAAGUAACAUUGAUAAUGCUUUUGGUUUUUACUAUUAGAAAUAUAUACAAACGUGUCCCUGGGGGAUACACUUCAGGAUU